UACGUGCAAAAUGCAUCCAUUCAAGAUACCGAGCUUACAAGUUGUACCUACGAGUACUUCCUACCACGAAGAGGGCGAAGGCGCGCUCUACUCGCGACACGGACAAGAUCCAUUUGUCAAGAACUCACUCGUCAAGAACUCACAUGUGCGCCACUGUGCUCCUCGGAGCGGACUGCCCGACACCCGACGCUGCGAUGAGCGAGAUCCGGGCGAGGAUCAGCGACGACGAGCUUACCGGCGAUCUCCGCGCCACCGGAAGCGCGCUGCGUAUCCCGCCGUCUCAAGAUCGCGUCGCCGCCGAUCUGCACCCCGCAGCGACGGCCGAAGACGAAGCGCGCGACACGGACGGGCUACGCGGCGCACGACGGCCCCCGAUGAGCAAGAUCAGUACCGGGAUCGCGAUGAGGAGCCUACCGGUGCGAUCCGCGCGGCUUGACGGCGAUCUGCGCAACGCCCGGCACCUUGGAGCGAGCUACGUGACGCUCGGCGCUCUCGAUGAGCAAGUUAGCGCGCGGAGAUCGAGUGUGAAGGGCUUACCGGUUGUCGACGUCGCAUCGCCCACGCUCUCCACCCUCGACAGCGCUCUCUUCCCUCAGCGGUCUCCUCCCUCCAAAGCACUCUCCCCCCUCGAAAGCGACUUCGUCUUGAAAGCGACGAGAUCCGCACGCGCUCAGCAUCUCGCGGCGUUGGCGACGACGCGGCCUCAUCCCGCGAGGAAGGCGACACCAAGAUCUCCUACUCGGUGUGAUACGCGCUUCGACGGCGGGAUCUCCGCCGAGAAGGUCGUCGCCAGCCGUCUCGCGCGCCUCGUCGCGGUUGUCCACGCCUCGACAGGCUCACCAAUGACUUUCGGCAUCGAGAUCUGUGGGGAUCUCGUCAAUUAG
Molecule: messenger RNA, 884 nt
Organism: Schizophyllum commune H4-8
Lineage: Eukaryota; Fungi; Basidiomycota; Agaricomycetes; Agaricales; Schizophyllaceae
Exons: 3
Coding region: 144-884 (246 amino acids)
Source: RefSeq, a predicted model, not a curated record